AUGAAAGACAACGACGACAAAGAGGAACGCAAGAUCAUCCUCGAGUCACUGCUGGAUGUGCUGAGGCAGCACCACCAAGCCAUGAGCACCACCCACUCUCACAACCAGGCCACUCACCAUCCGUCCGACCUCGCACAGCCGGUGUUGGAGCUACUUGUGGAGUGGAGCAGAGACAAGCGCACCAAGCUGUCGCAGGAUGUCUUCCAAGUACUGGGUGACUUCUGUCAACAGGAGUUGGGGCAUGUCCCGCGUGAUGUGCAGAUCACAGUGCUUGUGGCCGUGUUCAAUAGGCUUGGGGUCGAGACCUUUGAUGUAGUCAAAACGUAUGUGAAGGCAGCCGUUAAGCAAAUGUGUGCGGCUUUGUCACAGAAUGCGCUCCUGGGGGUCUGUCUGGCGUUGCUAGGCAACGAACAUCUCAGCCAGGCCGGAAGGCCCCUUGUCCUGGAUCUGGUCGCCAUGAGUGUACUGCCGACCAUGGACAAAUCAUUUUCGCUGUGUGCACGCGAGCCAAUGAUUGACG
This is a messenger RNA of Sphaeroforma arctica JP610, 520 nucleotides long. RefSeq lists its product as hypothetical. NCBI's taxonomy places the organism in Eukaryota, Ichthyosporea, Ichthyophonida. The annotation marks the transcript as partial. The record is from RefSeq and is a predicted model, not a curated record. The transcript has 4 exons.